ACGAACGGUCCGACAACGCAGACGUGCUGGAGCAGCCUCUGGAGCAGACGACGGACUACUUAGGACGACAACUCGUGGACUGGAGCGCUAAGAAUCGAGAUUUUGGAUCAGAACUUCUUCGGAGGAAGUCCUGGAAGACGAACAACGUUCUUGGACAGUCUGUGAAGUGAUCGGGGUUUGUGGAUAUUCGAACCGAAAAUGAAUCGCAAGUGAUAUAUUUUGCACACAAAAUAUUGGCAAUCUUGUGAGGAAAGUUUUCAACCACGUUUUGGGUCCUAGUGCCCAAAGGGGCCCGAAAUUUCAGCGGAGUGACCCAAGAAGGUACCGUGAAGAGAAAGGCAUCAACGACAGAAAAAGAGAAGAAAAAAUAUUAUAAUAAGUACCCAACUGUGUGCCCCCCCUCGAAAACAGAAAAGGUGAUAAAUCAUUAAAAAGUGUAACUCUCUCGCAACAAGGUUUGUGCAAAAGUUGGAAUUCAAGACCCCAAAAAAAGGCAAAGGCUGUGAGUGAUUGAGAAGAUCAUCGGACGGCAUCAUCACAAAGGGGGAGCAAAAUAAGCAUCAACGUGCUGAAAUGAAAAAUUAGUGACAUACCCCUCGGUGUCGUGCAGCGCAGUUGGCAGUUUGUUGGCGGUGAACGCAAACGUUGUAGAGGAUCUUGCGUGAAGAAAGUUGCAAACCCCUCGGGGGGUCCCCAGACCAAUUCGCGAGACAGUGGAAAUUUGAAACCCAGAAGUCGGGCCGGAUUAGUGUGUUGUGUGCAAAAGGAGCCAAAAAUAAGGGGAGCUUUUUUUCUGUGCGGAACUUUGGUGGACCAGAGAUCUGGCCAAGGGUGCAGUAACAGACAAGAUCUGUUGGAGAAGUGCUGUUUUUGAAACCAGACGAAGACGACACGAGGUCUGCAGGAUGAAGCUGUUCAUUGUGUUGAUUGCCUCGCUGGCAGUGGUUCAACACGUGACGGCUGCAGGAAAGAACGAAACAACCUCUAAGGCGACGACAAAGCCCGACAGCAGUCUCAAAAAGGAGACGGAACCGGCCGCUAAGGAGACCAAGGCCAAGGAGCCGGCCACCGAUGCCGAUUCGCGGGGAAAGCGCAAUCUGGAGCUCGGCUAUGGCGGGUACAAUUACUACCAAACCGCGCCGAGUCCGUACCGGGCGGAUCGACGCAUCUCGAACGCGUACCAGGACCAGUCCCGGCCGCCGUACUACAACAACUACGUGCACCAUCCGCAGGCGCUGGUUGGACCGCCGCCGCAUCACUAUCAUGGUCCUUCAGGAUUUGAGAGUGAUAUCUCCAACUCGGUAAACAACUACCAACCAGGACCGCCAAUUCAUCACCACCAGCCGGUCUACCUAGAAGCUCCGGAACCGAUCAUUGAGAUCAUCAUCAAGGAGAGCAACGAAUCAGCACCGUACGACACUCAAGUACCAUUGCUUCCCAACCAAAAGAAGAAGAAGGAAGAGGUGCAGGUAUUCUACGUCAAGUACCACAAGGACGAAAAGAAUGGUAUCGUGCUGGACACUCCAGUGCCAGCGCUGAAGCCUCUGCCGGACGAGAGCGAAGAGGAGCAGGACGAUACCGCACCGCUGCACGAGCAACCGAUCGUGGUGACCCCGGGACCUCCCCAGAAGACGACCACUCUGCGAGCUAUUAUCAAUCCGGACUCGGAGAAAUAUCACAGCAACAGUGGAAUCCGAAUUUCUUUCGGCACAGAAGACAAGCACCAACAGGGUCAUCAGAUAUCCGAAACGGAAAGCGAGAGUGUGGCUCAACCCGUUGUAGCCCUGCCUCUGCCGGGCACGCCAGGACUUAAACAGGGUCCGCAGCAGCAACCUCCGCAACAUCAGCAGAAUCAACAUUUCUCUAGUCAACACAAAGCUGAUCAGUUCUACCAGCAACACCAGCAAUUCUUGCAGCAGCGUUCGUUCCCAACUGCAGCUCCUUUCGCGGCACAGCCACAGUUCCUCCAGCAACCUCCCCAUCCCCAACAAAAUUACGUCCAGAACUUUGGACCGUCCACUCCUGCCCAACCACCCCAGCAACAGCAGCCCCAGCAAUACCGUCCUCAACCUCAGUACCAAUUCCAGCAAUUCCAAGCCCCACCCCAGCAGCAGCAUCGCUUCCAACACUUUGACCAGGGACGUAACUACGUCCAAGCCCCUCAACCCCAACCCCAACCACAGCAACAGCAACAGUUCCGUGCCCCACCUGCCCCUAUCCAAGUUCCGCAAUCCAACCAGUUUGUUCAUCAACAACCUCACUUUGCCGGCCCUCCUCCUCCGCCACCACCACCGCAACAACAGCCCCUUCCGCAACCCCAGCAACAACACCAAUCCCACCAACAACAACAACACCAAAACCACCAACAACAACAGCGCUUUUUCCCCCAACCCCAGCAAAUCCGCCAGCAACCUCCUCCCCAAGAAAUCCAAGCACCGGCACCGCAGCCAAACCAAAACCAACCCAAACCAAUCCCAAUCCCGCUUCACAAUAUUAACAACCAACCUCCACUAAGACAACAGUACACGCAACCUCCUCAGCAACAGCAACAACAACAACCGCAACAAUCGCAGUUCAACCAACCCUUCAACAGCUUCUUCAAGCAGCAGCAGCUCCAACAGGUGACCCGAUUCCCGGAAAAUCGUCCGCAACCGCAACCACAGCCCCAACCUGCGAUUCGCGGCAACUUUGUUGAUUUCGCCCGCCCUGUUCAGGGUGGGCUGGUGCAGCAGGCCGCUCCCAAUCUGGGAACCACGCGCACUCCGGAUCAUCAAACGACCGCCGCCGAGCAUCAGGGCAACCUGAAGAACAUUCUGCCACCGGGUGGUGAACUCGUGCAGAGCGUACCCAAGUACGAGACUCACAUUACCGAGCACAUCAAGGAUGAUGGCCAGAAGCAGAGCUACGUCUCUACUCAGUUUAACCAUGGACCGACGUACAAGAUUCUCCCGUCGCAGGAGUUGAUCAGCCAUUCGGUUGCGCCUCAGGUCGAAAGCCAGAAGAACUAUGUACAGGCUCCGCAACCACUGCCAACGCCCCAGCAAUACGUGAGCAAGCAGGCGGCUGGUCCGCAGAUCAUUCCGAACUCGGAACCGCUGAGCCACAGCCAGCGAAUUGCUAGCAACGUUGCGCAUUUGAUCAAUCACACUCCAAGAAACAACUUCCAACAGCAGCAGCCGCAACAACAACAGCAGGUUCAGCAACAUCAGCAACAGCAACAGCAGGUUCAACAACAGCCCAAGGCACCGCAACCACAGCAACAACAGUAUCAGCAACAACAAUAUCAACAACAGCCACAAUACCAACAACAACAACAACAGACACAGCAGCCUCAGCAACCAACCUUCGUCUGGAAUCAAGGACGAUCAACGCCACAAACCUACUCGCCAACUCCGAAGUCUCAACCCCAGCAACCUCAACAACAGCAGCAACAACAGCAACGUUCCCAGCAACCGGCUUUCGGCACUCGAACCACCGCUGCCUUCCCCAAGACCCCCGUUCAACCCACCACCACACGAACCACGACCCAGCGACCAACUACAACCACCCCGUCAGCACCAGUAGAUACGGGAAAGAAGCAGAAGGCGAUCCUGGACCUCCCCGACGAGGUGCCCGAUGAUAUCCGCCAGCAUCUCCUGUCGUCCGGAAUCCUGGACAACGCCGACAUUAGCGUGCUCGACUACGACAAGCUCGGGGAGACCGCGCUGGAGAACCUGCCGCCAGAGCAUCUGGCCAACUUCUUCAGCUCGGGUGGUGCCUCGCAGAUUGCCGGUUCGAACAACGUCGUGUCGGUCGUGAAACCCAACGGGGACAAGCUGCCGGAGAAGUUCAUUUCGAAGAACUACGACGUAAAGGAUAAGCGGGUAAAGUACGUGAUCGCUAACCAACCGCCGCAGAUCGAGGAGAGUGAAGAGGAACCCACGUUCGUGACCAUGCCGGAGAAGCAGAACGUUGACCUGAAGGUGGUCCGCUUUGACCCGUCGAGCCAGAAGAACGUUACCGAUCGGUACAUCAAGCACGACUCGACGAUCUUGCCGUCCGUUGACAUUGCCGGAGAAAACGAACAGAACGACCAGAUCUACAACCGGUAUCUGCCGCUCAAGAUCAACGGAGCGCAGUUCCCGAUUCCGGAUGCUCCGGAACUUCGCGGAAGACGCAUCUCCAGCGUGGUCGUGCUCGCACCCGUGGACAACCUGAAGCCGAACAACAGCUUCGUGAUUAACGCCGAGCAGGAAGCCUCGUCGGAAGAGGAGGCCGAGGAGGAACAGUCGCGGUUUGAGCGGGAUGUGCUGGACUCGCAAAAGGUCAAGUUUAUCGCGGGGGAAGCGCUGAAGCAGCUGAUCAAAAAGCCGUCGACGGAUAACUUUAAGCGGUGGCUCGAGAAGGAGGGCAAGACCGAGGUGGAUCUUCAAAGUGUGGUGCUACUCGUUACUAGAAACGAGUACGACGAACAGGAGAUCUUCAUGUACGACAUCACGACGAAGGGUGUGACGCACCUGAACGGUGAGCUGUCGCAGCAGUUUGUCAAGGUCGCCGAGGAGAACGCCAACACGCACAACCUGGACGACGUCCCGAUCGUGGACAGCGGAAUUCUGGAGCAGAUGGAGACGGCCGAGAGCUCCAACAAGGACGAAGAUCUGUACAGCCUGCACGGGGACGAGUCGUCGUACGUUUCGGGUGAGGACGACCAGGACGAGGACGAACAAGCGGAACCUUCGGAAAAUGUCGAGACGGUGGUCAAGUUCGAGCAGAAGCCCAUGAUCGUGUACCCAGUGAACAGCAAGUACCGACCGGUGCAGAUCAACUCCGGCUACAGUAGUAUCAAGAAUUAGGAUCAGUUGCGAGUGCAGAGUGUUGAGUGCAUGAGAGCGAGAAUCGAGAGAUUGCGAGAACUUUAAGGAUGCGAAACCGAUCAAGUCUUAUACAUAGUUCAAAUUUCUUCUUUUAAUACACACACUAGCUGGUAGAGAGAACGAGUUACGAGCCCUUUGAUGAGAGUGCGAGCUGAUGAGAGUGCUGAAAGUUCUAGUAGAGUAAAUUUCUUUCACAAAACGAUUUCGACAAACCUAGAAAUGACCAACCUAGUGUUCGCACAGCGAAAUUUUUGCAAAUAGUGUGUAGUGUAAAAUAAGUUUACAAAUUUAAAAAAAAAGCCAACAGUUUAUGUACAUAGUAGAACACUUACCUUCCCCCUUCUCUUACGACGGAGGUGAAUCGCUGCAAAAACAA
Molecule: messenger RNA, 5229 nt
Organism: Culex pipiens pallens (northern house mosquito)
Lineage: Eukaryota; Metazoa; Arthropoda; Insecta; Diptera; Culicidae
Product: mastermind-like protein 2
Exons: 5
Coding region: 906-4832 (1308 amino acids)
Source: RefSeq, a predicted model, not a curated record